AUGAAGGUCGAGGGCAGAACUUUUGUCAUAUCUGGAGGAGCUUCCGGCCUCGGCCGAGCAUGUGCACAGGACAUAUGUCGCCGCGGUGGCUAUGUCGCCAUCCUGGACAUGAAUGCAGAACUUGCUGAAGAGCUCGUGAAAGAGAUCGGAGCAGGAAAGUCCAAGUUUUUUGAGACCAAUGUGCUAGAGACCGAAAGCAUUGCCGCCGCUGUCAAAGGGACUAUAGCCUGGUCCAAAGAAACUGGCAAAGAGAUUGGGGGCGUAAUUGCAGGCGCCGGUGUUUCUUCCCCAGCAAAGAUUCUCGACCGCAAUGGAAACCCCUUUAGCCUUGAUGAUUUUGAAUUUGUCAUGAAUGUGAACGUCCGAGGGACUAUCGACCUCGUUCGCCAGUGUCUCCCUCACAUGGCCAAAACCACACCAGUAGGGGAGGACGGUGAACGUGGAAUCGUCAUCAUGGUAGCGUCGUCAGCUGCCUUUGACGGCCAACCGGGACAGGUUGCCUACAGCGCCUCCAAGGGUGCCAUCGCAUCUCUCACCCUGCCCUUGACAAGAGAUCUUGCUCGAUACGGGAUCCGCGUUGUCACAAUUGCACCUAGUCUUUUUGAUUCCAGGAUGACCUCGGUGAUGUCUGACAAGGUUCGCGCAAGCUUGACUAGAGUCAUGGAAUUCCCAUUGAGACCAGGACAGCCCCAUGAGUUCGCCCAGUUGGUCAUACAGAGCAUAGAGAAUAUCAUGCUGAAUGGCGUCGUGCUCCGGCUGGAUGGAGGCAUGAGAAUGCCAAGCAAAAUGUAA
Penicillium riverlandense is the source of this 792-nucleotide messenger RNA. RefSeq lists its product as uncharacterized. NCBI's taxonomy places the organism in Eukaryota, Fungi, Ascomycota, Eurotiomycetes, Eurotiales, Aspergillaceae. The record is from RefSeq and is a predicted model, not a curated record. The transcript is spliced from 5 exons. The coding region runs from base 1 to 792 and encodes 263 amino acids.